Exophiala aquamarina CBS 119918 is the source of this 2247-nucleotide messenger RNA. RefSeq lists its product as uncharacterized. Gene Ontology annotation, molecular function: zinc ion binding; DNA-binding transcription activator activity, RNA polymerase II-specific; RNA polymerase II cis-regulatory region sequence-specific DNA binding. The record is from RefSeq and is a predicted model, not a curated record. The transcript has a single exon. Gene Ontology annotation, biological process: regulation of transcription by RNA polymerase II; DNA-templated transcription. NCBI's taxonomy places the organism in Eukaryota, Fungi, Ascomycota, Eurotiomycetes, Chaetothyriales, Herpotrichiellaceae. Bases 1 to 2247 code for a protein of 748 amino acids. Gene Ontology annotation, cellular component: nucleus.
AUGGGUCAGAAGCGGCGUCGCUUGGCCUUAUCUUGUGUUGCUUGCCGUCGUCGGAAGGUUAAGUGUGACAGAACGUUUCCCACAUGUAAUCGUUGUCAGAAAGGGAAUGUCGCCUGUGAUUAUGUCGCCUACACUGGCAAAUCGGACGAACCGGCUCACACUCCUGGAUCCGAGGGAAGCUCAAAUGCUCAGAGAGCGCGAGAGGUGUCUGUUAGCUCAUGGGCCGAGGACGCAAAUACCUGGCAGGCACGCGCAAAACUGCAUUCUAAUACCCGUUCUCAGCCCGAGGCGAGUGCUUCUAUAACCACUCCAUCAUUUGCGAAUCGCCCUCCAAAUCAAAAGCUGUUGGAACUUCAGGAACGUGUCUUCGAGCUUGAGACGUAUGUGCGAGCUGCUGGAUCCAGACCCGUCUCAUCUGAGAAGUACCUUGGUAUGGGCCAUCCGAUAGGCCCGGGAGCUUCCCAAGGAAAACGGGCCUUUCAAGAGCAUGAAAGAGCUUUGCUUCGCGGGAAGAGUUUUAAGACACAGUAUUUCGGACCUAGUCACCCCGCGGGCAUUCUUCUCCAAUACGAAGAACUUUCAAGCUUUGUGAAAACUAUACUCGGUCAUAUACCUGCUUUGGAGAAAGCCAGACUUGCGUUCAAACAGAACCGGCCGGAGCUAGGACGGACACUGAUGCCAUCACAGUUUGAGACACUUGCUAGUAUGGUUCCUGACCAGAAGCGAACCGACGCACUAGUACAGGAAUAUUUCGCCACAAUUGAGACUACCUACCGCAUCCUCCACAUGCCGACAUUCUUCCAAAGCUAUAAGGAGUUCUGGAAGUCUUCUAGCAACGUGUCCGCACCUUUCCUGGCUCAGCUACUCCUCAUCUGUGCUUGCGUCAAUUCCGCAGUGGAAGGUGGCCCAACAGGCUUCCGUGGACGAAGCUCUGCUUCACGGGAGAUGUCUGUGAACUGGCUUGACUGUGCCGAAGACUGGGUUGACUUGCAGAGCCAGAAACACGUAACUCUGGAGGUUUUCCAGGUGCGAACUUUGGUGGUUCUUGCGAAGCGGCUGAAUUGCGUUAAGAUCAAAAGAGAGUGGACUAUGACCGGACAUUUACUGCGACUCGCUAUGUCUUCGGGAUUGCACAGGGAACCGACAGUUUUGAGCAAUCGCAUCUCCGUUUUCGACCAGGAAAUGCGCAGAAGACUAUGGUUUACCAUUCUAGAGGUGGAAACACAGUCCUGCCUCGAUCGUGGAAUGCCUGCAACCAUCCAUCCUUUUGACUGGGACUGCUUACCACCUCUCAACAUCCAUGACGAGGACUUCGACUUGAUGACGGAAAAGAUGCCUCCGGUAAGACCAAUGAGUGAGUUCACGAGAACGUCCUUUCUCUGCGUCGCACAGCAGCACUUGCAUCUACGACUAGACAUGCUAUCGAGAAUAAACAGCAUAAAAGUCUGUCUUGAGAGUGGAAUAGCAGCAGAGUACGAUCAGAAGCUCAGAAUAUUUCUUGAUGAUAUUCCCCCCUGGAGGGAGAACCCGUCCAGCACGACAGCGCACAUGCUGUCUCGAUUGCUGCUUUACGAAUUCCUACUCGUUAUCCAUGAACCCAACUCGGCCUCUCACGAUGAGCAAGCACAGAGUUUUUUCACCCGCGCGGCGCGGCGAAACGCUGCACAGAACACUCUCAAAAUCUACACAGAAAUGAGCCAAAGUGUGAGCCGAAUUUUUAGCAACAUUCGUGAAGAUUUAUUCCGAGCCUGUCUUGCGCUUUGUCAUGAUAUUGUUGCUUCGAAGAACGCAGCCGAUGAUUGGAUGCAGGACAGUAACCUCGCAGUGGAAAUGAUUGGAAAGGCCGUUGAUCUGAUGGAGGCUAGAAUACGAUGUCUUGGUCAAGGCUUUCACUCUUUCUGGUUAGGUGCAAGUGCACUAGGUUUGUUGCGAGCCAAGUUAUCCCCUCUACUCCCAAUGGAGGAGUUUACCAAGCAAACAGCAGAUCGGGUGUCCCGAUUACAUGUUUUCAUGAUGGGGGAGCAGAUGGCUCAACAGACACCUGGCAGCGGCUUCGAGGAGGCUGCUAUGAGUGGCGCGAGUACUUUGGUAGGAAUGAGUGGGAAUCCAGAUUCUCAUCAAGCAUCAGGUCAAGCAGAUAUGGACUUCUUUGGCAAUUCAGGGCAAAUUUUCAACGUCUUUUCAGACACAUUGUUUGACUUUGACGUGACAGAUAUCUGGAAUACCGGUGGCUAUCCGCAGUUUUAG